UUAUUUUUUUAUAUGAAUUUUAUUAUAUACUAGUUUUUUGUUGCAUGAAAUAUAACUUUUUAUGUUUGUUUAAAGGUGGCUGAAGAGCUUUAAUAUAAAUACAGCAUCACAUUCUUCACAAAGAUUAGUUGCUGAAAAGUUAUCUGGUGAUGACCUAGUUGUAGAAAAUGCACCAUUUACCUUUGAAAAGGAAGAAAAAGAAACAUUCGAAAUAAAAUAUGUAUCUUGGGGCUAUAUUGAAAAUUUACCAAUGCAUAUUUUAAGACAUCUUGAUCAAUUAGAAAGUUGUAAAAGACUUCAUCACCAUGAAUUUAUUCCUGAGAAAGAGAUACAAAUUAAAAUAGGAGGUGAUUAUGGUGGAGGGAGUUUUAAAAUGACAUACCAGGUUGCAAAUACCUUAAACCCAAAUAGCAAAGACAACACCAUAGUUUUUAGCAUUUUCGAGGCAAAAGAUUACAGAGUCAAUGUCAAAGUAGCCAUGUCAAGGUUUGAAAAGCAAAUAGAAGAUAUUCAAAAAAUGAAGUAUAAGUAUUGUUGUCUUUUCUGUUAUGCGACAGCAAGUGACAUGAAAUUUGGUGAGCAUAAAAGUUCUGAAAUAAAAGAUCGUACCUUAGAAGAUCUGUUUUUGGACCAUGAAAGAUUUAUAGAAAACGGAGGUUUAAAGAAAAAUGCAAAAAAUUGCAAUAAUGUCAUCACAGAGCCAAUUUUGAAAAUACCACUAGAUCAAGUAUCUUUACCUAGUCUCCAUAUGGCUCUUGGUAUUUAUUUGAAUUUUUUUAAUUUGUUUGAAGAAGAAGUCCAUCAAUUGGACAUUUUGAUUGCUGCAGAAGCAGUCAAAAGCAACAUCAACUUUACGGUAGAAUAUCCAGUUUUCGUAUCAAAACAAAAACAACUGUUAAACCUUCAAACUGAAAUUCUUAACCUCGACAAUCAAAUUCAAUUAAUCAAUGAUUUUAUUUUGUUAGCUGCUGUUAACAAUUCAGAUAAUUUAGAAAAUAUUCAAUCUCUAUACUUUACAGAAAUUGAGUUACUUAAUGGUGAAAAAGCAAAAAAGACAAAUAUAUAUAAUACUCUGUUUGGGAAACAUUCCUUUGAAUUGGGUCAAAGACCAUGCACAAAGAUGAUCGAGACGGUACUGCAAAAGCUUAAAGUACAACGUCAAACUUACCACGAAAAAAGUUUUAUAGGAAACCAUGUGCAUAAAAUGCUAAAAGUAAUUUAA
Molecule: messenger RNA, 1222 nt
Organism: Hydra vulgaris (swiftwater hydra)
Lineage: Eukaryota; Metazoa; Cnidaria; Hydrozoa; Anthoathecata; Hydridae
Source: RefSeq, a predicted model, not a curated record